Messenger RNA from Hibiscus syriacus, 1417 nucleotides. Its product is annotated as anthocyanin 5-aromatic acyltransferase-like. The transcript has a single exon. The record is from RefSeq and is a predicted model, not a curated record. Bases 5 to 1417 code for a protein of 470 amino acids. NCBI's taxonomy places the organism in Eukaryota, Viridiplantae, Streptophyta, Magnoliopsida, Malvales, Malvaceae.
AAAGAUGGCAAACGGAGGCUGCACAAUCAAAGUGGUCGAGCAUAGCCAGGUUUCUCCUCCACCGGGAUCUGUGCCCGUUACCUCCGUUCCCCUUUCUUUCUUUGAUCUCCCAUGGCUUCUUUGCCGUCCCAUGCAACGCCUCUUCUUUUAUCACUUACCUUAUUCCACUCUCCAUUUCACCCACUCCAUUCUCCCUUCCCUCAAAGCAUCUCUCUCUGCUACUCUCCAAAUCUUUUACCCUUUUGCUGCCAAGCUCAUAUGUCCUUCCUCGCCACAAAAGCCACAUAUUCUUUACACAGAUGGCGAUUCCAUCUCUUUCAUCGUUGCCGAGUCUUUGGCAGAUUUCGAUCGAACCACAGGGUACGGUGGCUACCAUGUUCGAGAUGUCAAAGAUCUGCACCCCUUUGUCCCAGAGCUGCCUCAUGCAAGCGCGGUGAGCAACACUCGUGUUUCGCCACUUCUGGCCUUGCAAGUCACCGUGUUCCCUAACGUAGGGAUAAGUAUAGGGGCCACGUUUUGCCAUGUGCUAGCCGAUGGAAGGUCGUUCAAUCAUUUCAUGAAAUCUUGGGCUUCCUUUUUCAGGUCAGCAGCUGGAAACUCGGCAACAGUCAUGCCGCUUUUGGGUCGGAGUGUGAUACAGGAAAAAGAUCCUUGCGGGCUCGAGUCAGUUCUCUUAAACGGUUGGUUGAGUUGUGCUUCUAACCAAGAGGACGACAAGGAACAAGUCCAACGUGACGUUUUUGCAGACAAGGUUCGUGCAACAUUUGUCAUCGACCGGGCCGGCAUCCAGAAACUAAAGCGUCGUGUCUUGGAUCGGUGCAUCGAGAAAUGUGAAGCAGAGCUGCCACGAGCAUCGACAUUCGUGGUAGCAUGUGCUCAGGUGUGGACUUGUUUGAUCAAAGCCCAGCAGCUCAGCGGCAGCCUAAGGAACCAACAAGAUGCCGAUGAAUUUUAUUACUUUUGCUUCCCGGCAGACUGUCGAAACCGUCCCGAAUUAGCUAUACCGGCGACAUACUUCGGCAAUUGUCUAGCAAUAUGCUUUGUUCAAGUAACGGGGAAUGAAUUGGUGGGGGAGGAUGGUUUGGUUGCUGCUACGAAAGCCAUUGGAAACAGAGUGGAGGAAUUUGAAAAGGGUGCAUUAAGAGGGGCUGAGAAGUGGAUUAGUAAUUGGAUUGAAAUAUCGGAAAGCGGUCGUCUUUUGGUGAUGGCUGGCUCCCCAAAGUUACGUGUUUACGAUACCGACUUUGGGUGGGGAAGACCAAAGAAGACGGAAGUGGUGCAUGUUGAUGCUUCCCCAUCUAUAUAUAUAGGGGACAGUAGAGACGAGGAAGGAGGCAUCGAGAUCGGGUUGGCACUUAAAAGAUAUGAAAUGGACGCAUUUAUCGGCUGUUUUGAACAAGGCUUCAACACAAUUUAA